This is a messenger RNA of Neurospora tetrasperma FGSC 2508, 3352 nucleotides long. RefSeq lists its product as uncharacterized. The record is from RefSeq and is a predicted model, not a curated record. Lineage: Eukaryota; Fungi; Ascomycota; Sordariomycetes; Sordariales; Sordariaceae. Gene Ontology annotation, molecular function: RNA uridylyltransferase activity. Bases 1 to 3252 code for a protein of 1083 amino acids. Gene Ontology annotation, biological process: RNA 3'-end processing. The transcript has 3 exons.
AUGAUCCUCACCAACUCCAACGACCCAGAGCCCCAAGUGGAAAACGCCCCCAACGGUUCAUCCCCUCCACAACCCCGGAAGCGUCUCAACCAGGCCCAGCGUCGUCAAAUGUCCGCUCAGCUGAAUAUCGCCAUUGACCCUCGUGCUCAACUACCUGAUCCUUCAGGACCACAACCAACAGCUUAUCACCACCAGCAGACUGGCCCUAGAGCCCACCAGCCAAACCCGCCUCAUACGGGCAACCAGGUUCCGGUACAACUUCAGGGACAUGCCCAACCCAGACACCACCCUUCCCGCUCUUACCACGGCCCAGGCCCCCAGCAUUUGGACCUUAACACCUGGCGACAGCCUCUCAAUUCCGGUCCUAAUCCCGGCUCGGCCCACCACACUCCCCAAGGAUCCUUCGAUGGUCCAGUACCUAGAAAUCCCAGAGGGGGUGCGCUUUGGAACCCCGGCAGGCAACCCCAGGUCCGGCCGGAACAGCUCAAGGCACAAACCGACAUGCUUGAGGGUCUAUGCGCAACCAUCAUCGCGAAUGCCCAGAUCGAAUACGACGACAUCGUUAAGAACGAGACUUUUCGCCAAAAGAUCGAGGCACUUGCCCAGGCCGUCAUCACCCAGUACGAACAAUCUCAGAACGGCUUCCACGACUUUCCUCCCCAGAGCGUCCAGCUCCGGUGCUUCGGCAGUCUUGCUUCUGGGUUUGCUACCAAGGCCGCUGACAUGGAUUUGGGUCUCUUGUCGCCUCUCUCACGCCUGCAGCCAGAUGCUCCAGGCUCUCCAAUCCCCCGGCUAAUUGAAAAGGCGUUUCUCGAAGUUGGACUUGCCGCUCGCCUGCUUUCAAAGACCAGAGUGCCCAUCAUCAAAGUCUGCGAAAAGCCGCCAAAGAGCUUGUACGAUGAUUUGGUGGAGGAGCACCUGAAGAGGGAGAGGGAAAUGUCAGAUAAGGGAGAAGACGAAGAGAACGACGAUCCAGAGCAUGACUUAAAUGAUAUGCAAGAUCAGCCGAAGAAAAAACGCCAUGACGAAGAAGGCAACCAAGACGACAACGGUACAGAGAAGAAAGAGUUCAAACUCUACCAAGCCUUGAAUCAAACCCUAAACUCCUAUUACGGCACAACAAAAGGUUACUUGAGAAGUCUUGGCGGACGCGAUUUAACCAACUCAACAAUCAACAACUUUUCCCCAGCCGACUUCCAAAAGCUGAACCAAGUUUGCUUGGCAUUCGUAGAGGGGCUCGAGGAUCGCCAGCUGCGCGACCGUUUGUUCAGUUACAAUUCUCUGAAUCGCUACGAUCUUGAGUAUCGAGCCGACCAACCCCGCACUCUCCAGGGCGUGUACACGCAAGUCGAGGGCGAGCAGAUGGUGAUGAUGUGGGAGUCUCGUCACAUCACCGAAAAGGACGCCGACAAGGAAGCGCGAGGCCAGAUGUGCGUAAACAGGUGGAAGACCCUGCAAGACCAUCCCAACUGUAGCGCCGAUCCUCUGGGGUAUGACAGGGACCUGAAGCGGGCGGCUGAUCAACUGCGAGGGCUGCCUUCCAUCCAGCUCAUGCUAUUGUCGCAGGGGCAGUACGAGUCAACUGCGCAGUAUUGCGCCAGGGCGAAGGAGUUGGUGGAAGAAUUGGUUGGAAAUGACACUGCUGAUGAAAGGAGAGAGGCGAUCACCCUCAUCUCGCGCCGCUACAUCGACGGCAUCAAAGACGAGGCCAUACGGGAGGCAGUCAAGGAAUUCGCGGAAAGUGUUGGAUAUUCCGAUUUCCACGCGAUUGGAAAGAGACACAUGAGCUACCACCUCGCUCAUGACCUGGAGCAUUGUCUCGGGAGAAAUCUCUAUCCUAAGGAUACGGAAGACAAAAUCAGCUCGUACAUCGCUUUCCUCCGGGGACCUAUAGUGAGGUCCCCGGUCGAGCCCUUCGAGUGCGGCUUCGAGACCCCUCUGUCCCCAGACCUCAUCGAAACCAUUUCCCAGAUCCGCUCAAUCGGUGACCCAUCAACCAUGGGCCCUAACCAACCCCGCGAUCCCUACCGCGACCGCUUCGAGUUCCCCAAGUCCGGUGUAGGCAUCCAGUGCGACAUCAACUUCUCCGCCCACCUCGCCAUGCACAAUACUCACCUUCUUCGCUGCUACUCGUCCUGCGACCCGCGCGUCCGGCCCAUGGUUCUCUUCGUCAAGCACUGGGCCAAGGUUCGCGGCAUCAACUCCCCUUACCGCGGCACCCUCAGCAGCUACGGCUAUGUUAUGAUGGUGCUACAUUACCUAAUCAAUGUCGUCAAGCCCUUCGUCUGCCCAAACCUGCAACAGCUCGCCCCCCCUCUCCCACCUGACCUCACGGCAGAGCAGCUGAACGACGUGGCCUUUUGCAAAGGUAAGAACGUGCAUUUCUGGCGCGAUGACCAGGAGAUCCAGCGUCUGGCGGCCAUGGGCAUGAUCAACCAGAACCGGGACUCCAUCGGCCAUCUCCUCCGUGGGUUUUUCGAGUACUACGCCCAGAAUGGCUCGUUGUCUACACUGCCCGGCAGAGGCUUUGAUUGGGGCAGGGAUGUCAUCAGCCUUCGCACGCAGGGCGGAAUUCUCAGUAAGCAAGAAAAGGGGUGGACGGGCGCUAAGACGGUGUUGGAGUCGACGCCGGGUGUGCCGUCCACUGUUGCCCCGUCGGCGCAGCAGCCACAACAACAAGCAGCUGCUCCGCUUGCCGGUGGUGCUCCCCCUGGUAUGGCGCCUCCGCCAGGUCUCGCCCCUCCGCCAGGCUUCCCAGCACAUUCCCCUGUCCCUGCCCCUGUCCCUCCCGCUCCUACCACCGAAGAACCCACCCCGACGGGCCCUUUUACCGAGCAACAUCAACAGCCGAAACCGGAUGUGGAACUCAAAGAAGUCCGCUACCGCUACCUCUUUGCCAUCGAGGACCCCUUCGAGCUCGACCACAACGUCGCCCGCACUGUCACGCACAGCGGCAUCGUUGCUAUUCGGGACGAGUUCAGGAGGGCUUGGAGAAUCAUUAGGAAUGCUGGGAGGCUGCAGGUACAAGGACAGGGAUUCCAGGGACACCAGGGACAUCAGAUUGGAGGUGGAGAGGUGCCAGUGCUUGAAGAGGAAAACCUACUGGAGGAUGUGCUGGAGGCUGGAAAGAAGAAGCAGAGGGAAGAGUUUGAUGAGUUGUUGGAUGAGCUACAUGGAAGGGUUUGGAGAGGAGAGGCUGUUGGGGAGGCUCGGAGGGAGGAGGAUGGUGGUGGCGGUGGUGGUGAUGCUUGAUGGUGUAUUUGCAACGAUUGACGAAGGGUGUGUUGUGAAUGUUUGAUUUUAUCCAUAUGUAGUGGUUCUUGUGGAUAAUUGAAAACUUAUUUGUCCCGUC